AGCGCUUGUGCAAACCGGGAAGAUGGCGGCCGGCGGCGGCGGAGGCAGCAGUAAGGCCUCCUCCUCGUCGGCCUCUUCGGCAGGGGCUCUGGAGUCUUCGUUGGAUCGAAAAUUCCAGUCGGUAACCAACACCAUGGAAUCCAUUCAAGGCCUGUCGUCUUGGUGUAUAGAGAACAAGAAACACCACAGUACUAUCGUCUACCAUUGGAUGAAGUGGCUUCGGAGAUCUGCGUAUCCCCACCGUUUGAAUCUCUUUUACCUUGCCAAUGAUGUCAUACAGAACUGUAAAAGGAAAAAUGCAAUCAUAUUCCGUGAAUCAUUUGCUGACGUACUUCCUGAAGCAGCUGCUCUAUCACAGGCCUUAAUUGAAGAGCUGCUGCUAUACAAGCGCUCAGAAGAUCAGAUAGAAUUGAAGGAAAAACAGUUGUCAACUAUGAGGGUAGAUGUAUGCAGCACAGAAACUCUCAAAUGCUUAAAAGACAAAACAGGUGGGAAGAAGUUCUCCAAAGAAUUUGAAGAGGCAAGCUCCAAGCUGGAGGAAUUUGUGAAUGGAUUAGAUAAGCAGGUGAAAAAUGGGCCUUCACUAACAGAAGCACUGGAAAAUGCUGGAAUUUUCUAUGAAGCACAAUACAAAGAAGUAAAAGUGGUGGCCAAUGAAGGGGAGAGAGUGGAGGACAGGAAGGAAAAACCUGUAGAGAAGUCAGCUGUAUCCACUUCUGUACCUACAAAGCCAACAGAAAGUAUCUCCAAGGCCUCUCCGUGUACCCCAGUGCCUGUGACCAUGACAACAACCCCACCUGUUCCAAAGCCUGCAAAUACUUCUAUUCUAUCCCCUUCCCCAGGGUUGGCUUUGCCAAACCUGGCUAAUGUAGAUCUGGCUAAGAUCAGUUCCAUCCUUAGCAGCCUGACGUCAGUCAUGAAAAAUACUGGGGUCAGUCCUGCAUCAAGACCUUCUCCAGGAACUCCUACCAGUCCCAGCAACCUCACCAGUGGCCUGAAAACACCUGCACCUACCACAACAGCAUCUCACAACCCUCUGGCAAAUAUCCUCUCGAAGGUGGAGAUCACCCCAGAGAGCAUUCUGUCUGCUCUUUCCAAAACCCAGACACAGUCAGCCCCUGCACUGCAAGGCCUGUCAUCUUUACUUCAGAGUGUUACUGGGAACCCAGUUCCAGCCAGCGAAGCUGCAUCACAGAGCACUUCAGCCUCCCCUGCCAGCACCACGGUCUCUACCAUGAAGGGAAGAAAUCUGUCUUCCAAUACCCAGUCUUUUAUUCCCAAAAGCUUCACCUAUUCUCCUAAUUCGUCAACUUCUGAAGUCUCUUCAACUUCAGCCAGCAAAGCCUCAAUUGGGCAAAGCCCAGGGCUCCCAAGCACUACUUUUAAACUACCGUCCAACUCUCUAGGGUUUACAGGUACCCACAAUACUAGCUCUGCUGCCCCACCUACUGAAGUUGCCAUGUGCCAAUCUUCAGAGAUCUCCAAGCCAAAGCUGGAGUCAGAGUCCACCUCCCCAAGCCUGGAAAUGAAGAUCCACAACUUUUUAAAAGGUAAUCCUGGUUUCAGUGGCUUAAACUUAAACAUCCCAAUCCUGAGCAGUUUGGGGUCCAGUGCCCCAUCAGAGAGCCAUCCCUCAGACUUCCAGCGUGGCCCUACUAGCACCUCAAUCGACAACAUUGAUGGAACCCCCGUACGGGAUGAACGGAGUGGGACGCCCACCCAGGAUGAGAUGAUGGACAAGCCCACAUCCAGCAGUGUAGAUACCAUGUCCCUGCUUUCUAAGAUCAUUAGCCCUGGUUCCUCAACACCCAGCAGUACAAGAUCACCACCCCCUGGGAGAGAUGAAACCUAUCCCCGGGAGCUCUCCAAUUCUGUAUCUACAUAUCGACCCUUUGGCCUGGGCAGUGAAUCUCCCUAUAAGCAGCCUUCUGAUGGAAUGGAGAGACCAUCUUCCCUGAUGGACUCUUCACAGGAAAAGUUCUUUCCAGAUACUUCUUUCCAAGAAGAUGAGGAUUACCGAGAUUUUGAGUAUUCAGGGCCUCCACCCUCUGCCAUGAUGAACCUAGAGAAGAAACCAGCCAAAUCUAUCCUGAAAUCAAGCAAGCUUUCUGAUAACACCGAAUACCAGCCAAUCCUGUCCAGUUAUAGCCACAGAACCCAAGAAUUUGGGGUAAAGUCUGCUUUCCCUCCAUCUGUAAGGGCCCUCCUGGACUCUAAUGAGAACUGUGACCAUCUCUCUUCUUCCCCUGGGCUAUUUGGUGCCUUCAACAUAAGAGGGAAUGAACCUGGGUCUGACCGGUCACCAUCACCGAGUAAGAAUGAUUCAUUUUUCACCCCUGACUCCAACCACAAUAGCUUGUCUCAAUCUACCACUGGGCAUCUCAGUUUGCCACAGAAGCAGUACCCAGACUCCCCUCACCCGGUCCCACAUCGUUCCCUUUUCUCUCCGCAGAAUACCCUUGCCGCUCCCACGGGUCACCCACCCACUUCAGGCAUGGAGAAAGUCCUGGCCUCCACCAUUUCCACCACAUCGACGAUUGAAUUUAAGAAUAUGCUUAAAAACGCCUCACGCAAGCCCUCAGAUGAUAAGCAUUUUGGCCAGGCCCCCAGCAAGGGCACUUCAAGUGAUGGUGUCAGUCUUUCAAACCUUACCCAGCCCAGCUUGACCGCCACUGAUCAGCAGCAACAAGAAGAGCACUACCGCAUAGAAACCCGUGUCUCCUCCUCCUGCCUAGACUUGCCUGAUAGCACAGAAGAAAAGGGGGCCCCUAUAGAAACCUUGGGUUAUCAUAAUGCCUCCAAUAGGAGGAUGUCAGGGGAGCCAAUACAGACCGUAGAGUCCAUCCGAGUUCCUGGGAAGGGAAAUAGAGGACAUGGGCGUGAGGCUUCAAGGGUGGGUUGGUUUGAUCUGAGUACAUCAGGCAGCUCUUUUGACAAUGGCCCCUCAAGUGCCUCUGAGUUGGCAUCCCUUGGGGGUGGUGGCAGCGGAGGCCUCACUGGCUUUAAAACAGCACCGUACAAGGAACGGGCACCCCAAUUUCAGGAGAGUGUCGGCAGCUUUCGUUCCAACAGUUUCAACUCAACAUUUGAGCAUCAUCUCCCCCCGUCCCCCUUGGAACAUGGGAAACCCUUCCAGAGAGAGCCAGUGGGGCCAUCAUCUGCCCCACCUGCCCCUCCUAAGGAUCAUGGUGGUAUCUUCUCUCGAGAUGCACCUACUCAUCUACCCUCUGUGGAUCUUUCGAACCCCUUCACAAAAGAGGCAGCCCUGGCCCAUGCUGCCCCACCCCCUCCUCCUGGAGAGCACAGCGGAGUUCCUUUCCCUACCCCACCCCCUCCUCCACCCCCUGGGGAACAUAGCAGCAGUGGUGGGAGUGGUGUCCCCUUUUCUACUCCUCCCCCUCCACCACCUCCUGUUGACCAUUCUGGAGUUGUACCCUUCCCAACCCCAGCACUGGCAGAGCAUGGAGUGGCAGGGGCUGUGGCAGUAUUUCCCAAGGACCAUAGUUCCCUUCUUCAAGGGGCCCUGGCUGAGCAUUUCGGGGUGCUCCCAGGACCCAGGGACCAUGGGGGCCCCACCCAACGGGACCUGAACAGCCCUGGCCUUAGCCGUGUACGCGAGAGCCUGAGCCUACCCUCCCAUUCUCUGGAGCACCUGGGCCCAGCCCAUGGAGGAGGAGGUGGGGGAGGCAGCAACAGCAGCAGUGGCCCCCCCUUGGGUCCCUCACACAGAGACACCAUCAGCCGGAGUGGUAUGAUUUUACGGAGUCCCCGGCCAGACUUUCGGCCUAGGGAACCUUUUCUCGGCAGAGACCCGUUUCACAGUUUAAAGAGACCCAGGCCACCUUUUGCUAGGGGCCCUCCGUUCUUUGCACCAAAACGCCCAUUCUUCCCUCCCAGGUACUGAUGGAAACCAAGGGAAAGGCAUUUAGAGAGCAUUGGAAGUAGUUUGGUUUAUUAUUGUUGUUGUUUUUAUUUGUUUUCCCUUCCUUUAUUUUUUUAUUAUAAUGAAGGGCCUCUCUUCCAAAUUAAAAAGUCAUAUAUUCUUGCAUUUCACUGUUCCAUCCAGUCCUCCCUCCCACUGCACUUAUCUACCUUCUCCAAGUUGUUUGUAUU
This is a messenger RNA of Propithecus coquereli (Coquerel's sifaka), 4113 nucleotides long. RefSeq names its product regulation of nuclear pre-mRNA domain containing 2 (gene RPRD2). Bases 23 to 3904 code for a protein of 1293 amino acids. Gene Ontology annotation, biological process: mRNA 3'-end processing. NCBI's taxonomy places the organism in Eukaryota, Metazoa, Chordata, Mammalia, Primates, Indriidae. Gene Ontology annotation, molecular function: RNA polymerase II complex binding. Gene Ontology annotation, cellular component: RNA polymerase II, holoenzyme. The transcript is spliced from 8 exons. The record is from RefSeq and is a predicted model, not a curated record.